Molecule: messenger RNA, 594 nt
Organism: Caenorhabditis remanei
Lineage: Eukaryota; Metazoa; Nematoda; Chromadorea; Rhabditida; Rhabditidae
Exons: 2
Coding region: 1-594 (197 amino acids)
Source: RefSeq, a predicted model, not a curated record
AUGUUUUUCUACAUGCUUCUCUCGCCAUAUUUGUGCGUGUUCGGACUCUGCGAUGUCUACUACUAUAAUUAUUUAAAAUUGGACAAUUUGGGAUGUUCGGAACUCCAAAAAUCGCUUGUCAAAUGGAUGAUAAACAAUUUCUUCGUCAUGCUCUUCUUUCUUCAUAAAUUUCAACCAAGACACGUGUUCACUCAUCGGAAUAUGUUGAGACAAGGAUCUAUCGGUGUCGCGUUGACGACUGUGUGGAUUCCAGUGGUAAAAGACUCCGCCCACCUUCUGAUCCCACUGAUGCUAAUCCACGCCUUCUGCCUCGUCAUCGGACCAUUUCACAUAAUAUUUCACUUUUUUCGAGGCGGGUUUCGGCAGAUGAAUCAUGUUGCUCAUUUUAUGAUGAGCAACCUAUUCGCCCAGUGGUUCGGAAACAGAAUAUUCGAUCGGUUGGCUCAAAAACCGUCCGAUCCGAAGACAUCACUGGAAUUCGUAUAUACUGAGUGCUCCAUGGCAAUGAUUCUAUUUGUGGCGACUAUGUUGGCUGAUUAUAUCGAUUUAUUGAUAGAAGAAGCAAGACUUGAAGAAGAAAUGGAACGAAAUUAA